GAAGAAGAAGAAAAACGAAGCGCUGGUCGCCGAAGUUGCUCUAGAAACAGGAGAGAGACUUGACUAGGAUGAUGUGAAUGGCUCUAGCACAAACUCUCUUCUGAGUUAGCUUACAUAAGUUUGAGAAGGUGGUCUUUCAAGCAAGACGUGGACUUUGAAGAAAGCAGCUGUCAAGCAUAUUUAUACCGUAGACGAAACUGCUGAGUAGAAAGUCAGCAUGACCCAACAAGGAGCCGCACUGCAAACAUACAACAACGAACUCGUGAAGUGUAUAGAGGAGCUGUGCUUUAAGAGGGAUGAGCUGAAUAAGCUGAUCCAGCAGGAGGAAGCAGAGAAAGCUCGUCUACAGCAUGACAUCCGCGUGCUGACAGAGAAGCUGAGUCGUGUGAACGAGAGCCUGGCCCACCGCCUCAAUGCCCGCGCUGAAUUCGACCGCACCAUCGCUGAGACUGAGGCUGCAUACAUGAAGAUUCUUGAAAGUUCGCAGACCCUGUUGAGUGUUCUGAAGAAGGAGACGGGGAACCUCGCCAAAGCUGCUGAACCCAGGAGCAGCAAAGAUCAUUGACCUCUAUUGAAUUGUCAUUUUUCCCCCAAAUCUCCCUUUCCUGUGUUGUCGUCUUGUCCACUGUAUUCCCUCCU
Colossoma macropomum (tambaqui) is the source of this 639-nucleotide messenger RNA. It is a transcript of the gene ssna1, whose product is annotated as Sjogren syndrome nuclear autoantigen 1. The record is from RefSeq and is a predicted model, not a curated record. NCBI's taxonomy places the organism in Eukaryota, Metazoa, Chordata, Actinopteri, Characiformes, Serrasalmidae. Gene Ontology annotation, cellular component: centrosome; ciliary basal body. The transcript has 3 exons. The coding region runs from base 218 to 565 and encodes 115 amino acids.